Messenger RNA from Entelurus aequoreus (snake pipefish), 4018 nucleotides. RefSeq names its product G protein-coupled receptor kinase 4 (gene grk4). Gene Ontology annotation, molecular function: G protein-coupled receptor kinase activity; ATP binding. Gene Ontology annotation, cellular component: cytoplasm. NCBI's taxonomy places the organism in Eukaryota, Metazoa, Chordata, Actinopteri, Syngnathiformes, Syngnathidae. The record is from RefSeq and is a predicted model, not a curated record. Gene Ontology annotation, biological process: regulation of signal transduction; protein phosphorylation; signal transduction. The transcript is spliced from 16 exons. Bases 279 to 2009 code for a protein of 576 amino acids.
GGAAGCGGGAGAAGAAGCAGGAAGGAAGGCAGGCAGUGAGGCAGACAGGCAGAGAGAGAGAGGGGGAAGAGGAAGGCUGUGCAUGCUAACAAGCCCCUUCGUGAUCGUCCCCAGCGCCCCAAACAUGCUGUAAUGGAGAGGAAAGACGAGCGACGUUAAGCUGGCCGCCAUGAACAAGCGCCUCGCAGCCGUCGGCACCUCUGAUUUGAGAGGAAAAAACGCCCUUUUUUCUCGCUGAGUGAAAUGUGUCGCGAUUGCUCGGGGACCGCAUUGUGACAAUGGAGAUCGAAAAUAUCGUGGCCAACACGGUUCUCCUGAAGGCGAGAGAAGGUGGAGGAGGGAAGAGGAACGGCCGCAGUAAGAAAUGGAAAGAAAUGCUAAAACUGCCCCAUAUCAGCCAGUGUGAGGAGCUUCGGCGCACUAUUGAGAGAGACUAUACCAGUCUGUGCGAGAAGCAGCCCAUUGGUCGACUUCUAUUUCGUCAGUACUGUGACACUAGGCCAGAGCUGAAGCGCUGCAUCGAGUUCAUGGACGCUGUGGCUAUGUACCAGCUAGCUCCAGAUGAGAAGCGGAGGGACUGCGGUCUGAAUGUUUUAGACACUUACUUCAAUAAUGGGUCGGCAGCCCAUCUGCCAGACGUACCCCAAGACGUGGUCGCUGGGUGCCGGGAGAGACUUGAGCAGAGUCAUUGUAAGGAGCUCUUCAAUGACUGCACCAAAAUAGUUCGUGAUUAUCUAAGUGGAGCUCCCUUUUCAUCCUACCAGGAGUCCAUGUACUUCUCUCGCUUCCUGCAGUGGAAAUGGUUGGAGAGGCAACCAGUAACCAAAAAUACCUUCAGACAUUAUAGAGUACUAGGAAAAGGUGGAUUUGGCGAGGUUUGUGCCUGCCAAGUACGCGCCACCGGUAAGAUGUACGCCUGUAAAAAGCUGGAAAAGAAACGAGUGAAGAAAAGAAAAGGUGAAGCAAUGGCACUAAACGAAAAACGAAUUUUAGAAAAAGUUAACAGUAGUUUUGUAGUUAGUUUAGCAUAUGCCUAUGAGACCAAGGAUGCGCUGUGCCUGGUGUUGACCAUAAUGAAUGGUGGUGACUUAAAAUUCCACAUCUACAACAUGGGCAACUCUGGCUUUGAUGAGCAGAGAGCCAUCUUUUACGCUGCUGAGAUCUGCUGUGGCCUUGAGGACCUGCACCGUGAGAGGAUAGUCUACAGAGAUUUAAAACCUGAAAACAUCCUUCUGGAUGAUCGUGGGCACAUCCGCAUUUCAGACUUGGGUCUUGCUGUGCAAAUUCCGGAAUCAGAGACGAUACGAGGGAGAGUAGGCACUGUUGGUUACAUGGCUCCAGAGGUAAUCCAAAAUGAGAGUUACACCUUCAGUCCAGACUGGUGGGGUCUGGGCUGUCUCAUCUUUGAAAUGAUCCAAGGCCAGUCGCCCUUUCGCAAACGCAAAGAACGAGUCAAGCGGGAGGAGGUGGACAGACGAGUGCGCGAGGAUCAGGAGGAAUAUUCUGAGAAGUUCUCUGAAGACUCGAAGGACAUCUGCAGACAGCUCCUGUCUAAAGAUCCUAAGAUUCGGCUUGGUUGCCAGGGUCGGGGGGCUAUCGAGGUCAAGCAGCAUCCCAUCUUCAAAAACAUCAACUUCAAACGAUUGGAGGCCAACAUGCUGGAGCCUCCUUUCAGCCCAGAUCCCCGGGCCGUGUACUGCAAAGACGUCCUCGACAUAGAGCAGUUCUCCACUGUCAAAGGUGUGAACCUUGACCCCACAGACGACGACUUCUACCACAAGUUUGUCACGGGGAGUGUCUCCAUCCCGUGGCAGAAUGAGAUGAUCGAAAUGGAGUGCUUCAAAGAAAUCAACGUCUAUGAGACCGAUGGGACGCUAUGUUCAGACCUGGACGUGAACCGACCUAACCCUCCACCAAAGAGAGGCUUCUUCUACCGCUUGUUCAGAAGAGAGGUUUGCUUUAAGAGCGGUUACAGCGACGACGAGUUCGAGGAGCCCUCACGACUUUAAACCACUCCUUCCACCCCCCCAGAUCUAAACCAUAAACUCCAGCCGAGUGCGAAUCUUAGGAACUCAGUGAAUGUUGACCUGUAUUUAUGAACUGUAUUAAAAAUGUAUUAUAAUUAAAGAAAAAAGUAUGAGUUUAAAGAUUUUGUACCUUUGUACUUGAAUUUAUGUCUAGAUGUAUAUUUUCACUAAAGGUUGUAUUGUACAAAAAGCCAUAAAAGUACCACUUGAAUGCAUACAUUACAUUUUGAUUUUGUUGUCUUGGGAACGAGUAUGGAUAAUGUUUAUUUUGGGCAGUUUUUGUUGUAUUUUUUUAAAGAAGCACAGUACCAGUUGUCUUUAUUUUUCUCAAUGUAGCAUAAGGCCUUUUUCUUUUUUGUUCUUUAUUCUUUUAUGUGCUGUAUGUUUUAGCAUUGAUUUGGCCAAUGUGACGUGUUUUUAGCACAUCAGAUCCACCUAACCCCAAAUUAAGGCAUUGCCUCCUCAACUCAAGGCUCAGGUAGAUCUGAAUGAAAUCUGUCAAUAUACAAAUGUAUUGAUUAUUGCUUUGUUGUUGAUUUACUUUGCCCAUCAGAAAGAACCGCUCUCCCAAACCGGUGAGCCCAAGGGGCUCAUAUUUAGCACCGUAUUUUCCGGACUAUGGAGCGCACCAGAAUAUAAACGGCACCCAAUAAAUUCUAACUAUUUGUCGCGGAUGUUAUUAACAAAGAAAAAUAGCUGUUAGAGAAGAAAAAUCCAUAGAUUAACCGCAGCGUUGUAUAAGCCGCAGGGUACAAAGCGUAGGUAAAAAGUAGCGUCUUAUAUUCCAGAAAAUACGGUAAUAUCCGAUAUCAUACAUUGUUUCCUCUCUUCAAUUAAUAUUUUGCAAAAAUCACUUGGGCAGAGUUAGAUUUAUUUUAUUUAUUCCUUCGUUUAACAAUUGGGGGGGGGGAUAUUCCAACAGUUUGCUGCCCAAGCAAGUGCUAAAAGGGAGUGUUAGCAUCACAUUGUUAAAAAUCUGACCUGCAGCUGACAAAUACUUCCAUCCUUUUAGCAUAUUGCUGUCGAAUCAAUCCUGUUCUGCCUCUGAAGUGAGAUUAGAGCCUGCUUUUGCCUUUUGUGCAGUAAGUAGAUCAUGAAUAGCCGCUAUGGAGGCUAAUUUGUGUAUUUAUUUCCAAAACUUUCUUUUGACACUGCUUUUAUGAACUGAACUGUUUGAAUUUUGUGGACUGAUUUUUUUAUUUGUUUACAUUAAACUGUGCAGACUAAUUAAUUGAAUACAAAAUGUGUGUGUUUUAAAAUCAGUGUUUUAAAAUUCAGUUUAUACAAAUUCAAUGUAUAAAAUUUACUGCAGAAAUAUUUGUUGCUUCAAAACUAAAGACCCACUUCGGGUAAUUUAAGACCAAAGCAAUCGAUCUCGUCUCGGAACUAGCCAAUAAGGUGUCAGGUUUGCAGUCACAUGACUAGAGGUGGGAAUUUUUGGGCGCUUCACGAUUCGAUUUCGGUUAAACAACAUUCUUGUAAUAUUAUUUGGUAUAUGAAUUACGAUAAAAACCUUUUCAAAACAGGUUACAGAUGCUCCUCUUGGCUGCUGGUGUACGACGUAUGGACUAUAAAACAUAUUUUUACAAAUUCAUUUUCAAAAGUUUAUUUACAAAAAUCACCUAAUAGUAAACAAUAGGGGUCUGAAUCUUUGGGCACCUAAUGAAUCGAUCCGAUUCCUGGGGUGACGAUUCAAUUCCAAAUUUUUAAAUUCUACAAAAUUGUCAAUUCAACUGAUUUUUGAAAUGUAUAUUGUACAGUAUAUAUAAUGUAAUUUUUUCAGGGGUCCCCAAACUACGGCCUGCCAGCAUCCAAAAUCUGGCCCGCAGGAAGUCCCAAUUGAAAAAAAAAAAGUUUAAUUUUUUUUUUUUAUUAUUUUUUUUUUUAAUUUGUCUUUCCUAAUGAAUAUUCUAACACACCGCUUGUGACUCUCGGUGUCUUCUAGCCGCUCCGGCAAAUCAUAUUGUCUAAAAAUGCCUUUUCCCAUCGAU